AUGGGCUGCAAUACAAGUCAGGAGCUGAAGACCAAAGAUGGCAGUGCCAUCGAUGCUGUCAACGGGGAUGUGGAGGCGAGUGCACCGUCGCUGGAGUGCUCGGCAGAUGCGUUGGGCAGCAAUCAUGCAAAUCACGCCAAAUCAAAUUCAAUUAUUUCGAAUGGAGAUGCUAAGUCGGCUGCCAAAGCGACGCUCAAUGGGAGCGGCGGGGGAGUAUCAGCAGCGGCUUCGGCAUCGUCCACAGGAGCAGAAACAAAUGGAGCGGAGCGUUCGUGCGAUAAGGCGGAAAUAACGGAAUUCAACGACGCCGAGGUGGAGGACGAAGUACCCACUCAAUACUAA
This is a messenger RNA of Scaptodrosophila lebanonensis, 342 nucleotides long. RefSeq lists its product as uncharacterized. The record is from RefSeq and is a predicted model, not a curated record. The coding region runs from base 1 to 342 and encodes 113 amino acids. The transcript has 2 exons. NCBI's taxonomy places the organism in Eukaryota, Metazoa, Arthropoda, Insecta, Diptera, Drosophilidae.